This is a messenger RNA of Ilex paraguariensis (yerba mate), 1480 nucleotides long. The record is from the annotation of a GenBank genome assembly. Lineage: Eukaryota; Viridiplantae; Streptophyta; Magnoliopsida; Aquifoliales; Aquifoliaceae.
CAACAUGCCCACCAUCUCUUUCCACCACCCCUACCUUUUUUUUUCUUCUUUCUUCUUCCCCUUCUCUCUCCAGAAUAUUUUGGAAUUCAUUGUCAACUCAGUCAGAGAAUUCAGUGCUUUCUGGGGUCUGAAUAAUGGUGAAAGAGACCGAGUUUUAUGAUAUUUUGGGUGUUAGUCCCUCUGCUUCUGAGGAAGAGAUUCGAAAGGCUUACUAUCUUAAGGCAAGGCAAGUUCACCCUGAUAAAAAUCCGAAUGAUCCUCAGGCUGCUGAAAGAUUUCAGGUAUUAGGGGAAGCUUAUCAGGUUUUGAGUGAUCCAGUACAAAGAGAUGAAUAUGAUCGAAAUGGGAAGUAUUGCAUAUCCAGGGAAACGAUGCUUGACCCCACUGCGGUCUUUGCGCUUCUUUUUGGAAGUGAACUUUUUGAAGACUACAUAGGACAUCUAUCUAUGGCAUCAAUGGCUUCUUGUGAAAUAGAAAGUGACAACCCUGAUAAGUUACAUGAGAGGUUGAAGGCUGUCCAGAAAGAAAGAGAAGAAAAGCUUGCUAGAACACUGAAAGUUUUUCUUCACCAAUACAUUCGAGGUGACAAAGAAGGAUUCAUAGAUCACGCUGAAUCUGAAGCAGCACGGCUUUCACAUGCAGCUUUUGGGGCUGAUAUUUUACAUACCAUCGGCUACAUAUACGCGAGACAAGCAGCACAAGAGCUUGGCAAAAAAGCCAUUUAUCUAGGGGUGCCAUUUUUGGCUGAAUGGGUGCGCAAUAAAGGACAUAUAUGGAAAUCACAAGUUACUGCAGCAAAAGGGGCUUUUCAGUUGCUGCAACUUCAAGAAGAUGUCCGCCGUCAAUUUAAAAUGGAUGGUAGUGGUCCUGAAAACGAUCUCGAAUCACAUCUAAGGUUAAACAAGGAUACACUGAUGAACUCAUUAUGGAAAUUGAAUGUAGUGGACAUUGAAGCAACCCUUCUACAUGUGUGUCAAAUGGUGCUACAAGAAAACAAUGUUAAGAAGGAAGAACUCAAAGCACGCGCUGUAGCUCUGAAAAUCCUAGGAAAAGUAUUUCAGAGGGAAAAGUAUCAACGAAGUGGUGGAACAUCAAAGAAGAAAAUUGCUUCGGAUAUGAAUGAAGAUGGCAACAGUUCUGAUAGCAGCGAUGAAGAGGAUUUGCCUAGAACACUCAACUAUCGAACUCCUCUACUUACACAGGGCAUUGGUAGACUCUUCAGGUGUCUCUGUAAUCCUGAAGUCGAUGAUGAAGAGAUUGUGUAUAGAAGCAAAUGAAACGUGGGAAACAUAUAGCAAGGAUAGACAUUUGGCUUAUUAGCUUUGAGCUUUUUUUGAGAUUGAAUGUAACAAAAGGCAUUUUGCUCAAAACCAAAGAUCCUGUUGUAAGAAUACAGAAAGGCACAAGCUUGUUUAUGUAUAAAUGCUGGAAACCUUCCUUUGCAACGAUAUUGUUUGAAUGACAAAACGCUUUUAAGUAC